This is a messenger RNA of Effrenium voratum, 1372 nucleotides long. NCBI's taxonomy places the organism in Eukaryota, Dinophyceae, Suessiales, Symbiodiniaceae. The record is from the annotation of a GenBank genome assembly.
CCGCACGAAACAUUCCCAGAUUGGCAUUGUGUGCCAUGGCGUGGCUGGCGUGGCUACUUUGUUCACUUGCCCAAGGGCAGCUGGCCCUUGCAACAAGUACACCAGAUGUUCCUUUCGGAAAAGCUUUACGCGACAAGUUCUUCCAAUUCAAGCCAGGCUUCCUGAACUUCAACCACGGCGGCUUUGGGGCCACGCCUCUGCCAGUGCGAAGAGCCAUGGACCACUUCACGGACCAGCAGGAAGCGCAGCCCACGGCGUGGUUUGGAGGAGGCUACAAGAAGGUUCUUCAGGAUGUGCGUCCAAGACUGGCGGAAAUGAUGAAUGCCAACAUCUCGGAUUUGGUCUUCCUGGACGACGCCUCCGCCGGGCUGAACGCGGUCCUGCGGAGCCUCCCGUGGCAGCCAGGGGACCUCUUGCUGCUCACCACGGCCGCCUACGCAGUGCUGCCGAACACCGGGCGCUGGCUGCAGCAGCGCUACGGCAUCCGCACGGUGCGGGUGAACGUGUCCUUCCCUGCGAGCGGGCCAAAUGCCUUUGUGGAACCCCUGGCACGCACUUUGCGCGAUCUGGGAGAACAGACGGCGCAGCUGCGGUUGGCGGUCUUCGAUCAUGUAUCAUCCUAUCCUCCAGCAAUUCUACCAGUUGCUCCCCUGGCCAAGAUGGUCAAGGCGGCAGCUCCCAGGGCCGCGGUGCUGCUGGACGGGGCCCACGCCUUGGGCCAAGUGCCGGUGGACAUGGCGCAACUGGCAGCGGCCGGGGUGGAUGCAUACGUGACAGAUGGGCACAAGUGGCUCAUGGCCCCAAAGGGCAGUGGUGCACUUUGGGCCUCCAAGUUCUUGCAAGACGUGCUUGAGCCCGCCAUCAUCUCCUCAGACAAUGGCCCUGACACGAGUUUUCAAGACCGCUUCGACUACAUCGGCACGCGGGACUACACGCCCUGGUGUGCUAUGGGUGCGGCAUUAGACUUCCGGCAAGCGCUCGGCGGCGAAGCACUUGUCCAAAGCUACAUGAUGGAGCUGUCGCGCCGGGCAGGGCGCAUGAUGGCACACUCAUUCGACACUGAAACGGUCGUAUCAGAGGACAUGACCCCUGCCAUGUUUGCGGUCCGAUUGCCUUUGCCAAAGACAUGGGAUAGCCAGAAGCAGCAGGCCUGCACUGGCCACAUUGCUGCGGGCUUGAUACAAGAUUCGAUGCAGAUUAUUCCUUUCACCUUGCGCACAGAAGACUCCCAAGAGACACAUUGGAUCCGUGUGUCCGCCCAAGUCUACCUGGAGCUGGAUGACUUCAAGCGUCUUGCUGCUGCUGUCUUGAGGCUUCGAGCUUCGUGUGACAUCGAGGUAGCAGGCGCUGCCCUUGAGAUUGCAGUUUAAAA